AGCUGACAUUUGAACAGAUCGGUUCGUCUCAUUUCGUGUAAGCUGGCAACACGAGACAUGUCGAACACCACAGUACGUGCCCCAAUACCAACAUUGAAGGGCAUGUUUUCAGUGCCGCGUGUCACACCAGGACGUAAUUUCUUAAAGGAAAACAAAAAAAGCUUACGUUCAUUAGAAAAGACAACAACAGAGAAACUUGCCGCGAAAAAGCCGGUACGUCCCAAAUGGAUGCCCCCGCUACGUCGCACUGCGUCUGAGUCGCGAGACCGUGAGUCGGUCCGCUGCGACUCGGAGAGACUGUCAUCAAGGCAGGUUGAUGACGAGGUCUGUUUAUUGCGCCCUCAGAAUAACUCACGUUCGCAGCAUUGCCUAGACAAACCGCAACCAGAAGCACCCCAUGUAGUCCCAGAGAAACGUGAGCAGCAGAAAGACAAAAAAGUUCGCACGACACAGUCGAACCCACAACCACAACAGCCACCGCAGCCCAAACCGGCUCAGUCUACACAGCAACCGCAGCCGCAACCUCAACCUCAACCUCAACCGCAGCCGGUUCAGCCAGCAUAUCAACCGCCGCCGCAAGCGGAACUGCAGCCAGUUCAGCACACAACAAAACGCUGUCAAUCAUGUAGCAGCGAACACAUCGGCACCAGCAUUGCCAUACAGACAGAAGACAUCAUGGAUGAGCUCUAUCUAACCAAUGCACUCAAAAAGUGCAAUAUUGACAACAAGGCCUUAGUGGGUGAGGGGCGUAAGUUUUGCGUCGACUCUGGACCCGAUUACGAUGACGACGAAAAACUACUGCAAUACAAUGAUGAUGAUGAACAGCCACUGUCAGCCCGAUCCAAUGAAUAUUUAAAACAGCGCGCCUUAGAUAUAGAUGAUAACGAAUUAAUGCCCUUGCCCGAAAUGGAGAAUAUAGGUUUUGAUAAUACUGAUGAAGAGGCACCAUUGAGUGGACGCAGUCGCGAAACAAUUGCCACCGACGCUUCAAAUGCCGCAAACAAAUCAAACCGUCGCGCACACAAGUUAGGCUCACGCGAUGAUUUACGCUUGCCGCGCUAUUUGGAAAAGGAGAAGCGUGAAAGAGCCGAUGCUAAAGAACGUGAUGAUUCACGCGAUCCAGAGUGUCCACGCGGUCACGUAUUGAUGAGUGAACCGGAUCGCCUGGCAGCUUUGGCCACAGCCAAAAAUCGCUUUCAGAUGCUUAUUAACGAGAUAAAUCACAUGCCCAUGACCGCACAAACUCUGCGAGUGCGUUCACGCAAGGCUGAGAUCGAAAAGGAGCUAAUCGUUGUCGAGGACGAAAUACGCAUUUACUCCAAGGCUAAAGUCUAUGUGAAAGCAGCUAAAUCGCGAAAUCUCUAAUACAAACGGAAUUGCGUUAACUGUUUACAAUCAUUGAAAAUCAACGAAAAGAAUCUCCCACUCUAAUAACAGGUUUCUGACAACAAGAAGUUUCACUUGGUGGAAUAAUCCGACCGAAUUGGAUCCUUUGGAACAAACCUAGCCUUUUAUGUGUUCUUAAUAGUAUUUAUAUUUUUUAAACGAGCAUUAAAAACCGUAAAAAAAAAUUAUGGACUAGAAUGUAGAGAAACAGCGACAGUGAAACAAAAAUGAAUAAAGAUUGAGAUGAGUGAAGGUCAAA
This is a messenger RNA of Drosophila hydei, 1645 nucleotides long. RefSeq names its product tripartite motif-containing protein 66. Gene Ontology annotation, cellular component: cytoplasmic microtubule. The record is from RefSeq and is a predicted model, not a curated record. Lineage: Eukaryota; Metazoa; Arthropoda; Insecta; Diptera; Drosophilidae.